AUGGCGUUCAGUACCUCCGGCCCUCAGAUCUUUGAUGAUGCCAAUCGUCCCCCGGCUCGAUCUUCGGUCUUCCGGACAAUCAUGUCCAAACCUCACAAGCGAAACCAAUCCGCCGAUGAUGCCAUGGCUCCGCCCUCACCGACCAAACAACCAACAUCGGUUCCAUUCCCCUGGGCAAACGGCCCAUCGUCAGGCCCUGGUCACCUCCCACUAUCCGAGAUCGUCCCCAACCGCGAUGCCGGCGAUAACGGCGGUCCCGCUCAGAAGAUAGGAAGCAAGGGGAGCAAGGGUGCUCUACAUAAGAAAACCAAAAGCGCUGUCUCUCUUAAAUCCCUACGAAGCUACAUGGGAAAGGACAAGUCCGACGAAACCAACAGUGUUGCGUCUGACGAAAUGCAACCAAAGAAGACUAAAUCGACCAACAGCCUGUCGGCGAUCCUGAAGCGUUCCCAGCGAGGACGCAAAGGUGAUGGCUCCAAGCAGAGCCGUGAGAAAGAAAACCGCAGUCCCACCGAUCUCAUUGACAAUUUGAAUAUGCCCUCCCCGAUGCCAUCUCCAGUUUGGCUACAGUCGGCCCCGAUCUACAAUGAUUCUAUGACUCGUGCACGACAGAAUUCCAACGCCGAUAGACAUCGAACCCUGGCAGACGAGGUCUCGCUCUACACCCCAAAGGGCUAUAGCCCCGCUCAACAACGCAAUUUCUAUGAUUACCACCAGCCAUCCCUCACCAGAGCUGGGGAAGCGAAGCCCCGGCCCAAGUCCGAUUGUCUACAGGGUAACAGAAAACUGAAGGAUCUCAUGGGAACCAUCCAACGCGAGCAAUCGCGGGACAGUUAUGCCAUGGAGAAGGUCGACACAGCAUCCUCGAGGGGACCAAGACUCGAGAGGUCGAGAAAGAUGUCCGCCCCAGAAUCGCCUGCGAGACCGCAAGAGCAGCCAAGUCCCAAGAAGCUGUCUCGGGUUCAGGCAGCCAUCUCUGCAUUCAAUGCAAAGGAAAAGACGUCGACGUCCACAAACAUCUAG
Penicillium cosmopolitanum is the source of this 1023-nucleotide messenger RNA. Its product is annotated as Diaphanous GTPase-binding. Lineage: Eukaryota; Fungi; Ascomycota; Eurotiomycetes; Eurotiales; Aspergillaceae. The coding region runs from base 1 to 1023 and encodes 340 amino acids. The transcript has a single exon. The record is from RefSeq and is a predicted model, not a curated record.